AAUUGGGACAUAAAUAACUGUCCCUACUGUCUACAGAAAGUUUUUCUACUCGAUUUUUGAGCAUUACUGUAAGAACUUGAUUGCAUUCAGCGACAAGCGCUAACUGUUAUCAAAAGUAAUGGAUUGAGCAGCACCAUUCCUGAGACACAGUUCCACUGCUUCCACUGCUAUUGAAUCUUUUCCCAUAUCUCUUCAACCUUGUGUUUUUUUUUCGACUCUCUUUUUGUAUCUCCGACUACUCUCUUGCUUUGGCCUUUGUUGUUUUUUUAUAGCCUCUUUAUUGCCAACCUGUUUGGUUCUUUGACUACCCUUUUGCCUUGCCCUAUUGCUUAUUUAUAGGAUUUCCUGUGUAUGACCUCCUUGCCAGCUCACUCUUGUACGUUGUUUCUUUAUACUGCCUUUUGGUUACUGAUCCUGCCUGUCCCUGACUAUUCUUUUUAGUUCAGUCCACUAUUUAAUAAAUUGUGUUUUUUUAUGUCUAAAAAUAAAAACAUUUCCUAUUACCUAAUAGAAAUAAAGAUCUAUGGUUUAUUUAGAUUUAGUCUCAUUGUGCAAAAAAAUGCAACGCCUUAUCAUUAACCAAGUGGAUUUUAAGGGCCUCUACAGGUCUAGAAAUUACUAAGUUGGUUAGGCCCACAUUAUCUCCCAAUACAUCUGUAAUUUUAUUAACUUUUUAUUUUACUUGACUUGUGUUCAUCACUUUCAUAUUAAUAAAAUGACUACCUUUGUCUAUUUGCCUGCACUUCUUAUGCAGACACUUGUAUAUUUGUUUAGCCUUUUAACUUCUCUGCUCACAGGUGGAGCCGGCAUGUGCCAGCAGAGGUUGCCCAUGGAUAUGCUACAGUUAAAGAGGAAAAACGUCUGCCAGUUGGCCACCGCUGCAAAGCAUCGUGGGAUGGCUUUGUGCUUCAUGUCUCUUGGCAUAUUAACGGAGCGUGGGGUGUGGAGGACGUCCUUCUGGGCCACGAAGAAUCUGUCAGCGGAUUGUGCGUGUGAGUGACACCAAUCACGAUGGCCAACUGGACUUUCAGGAGUUUACUCAGUAUCUGCGCACCCACGAGAAAGAGCUGAAACUCAUGUUCCGCAGCCUGGACCGCAACAACGACGGUCAGAUUGAUGUAGGGGAGAUCCAGCAAUCUCUGCACAGUCUGGGUGUGGAGGUGUCCACUGAGCAGGCCUACAGGAUACUGCGCAGUAUGGACAGAGACGGUACCAUGACCAUCGAUUGGAACGAGUGGCGAGAUCACUUCCUGUUCAAUCCAUUCCGCAACAUGGAGGACAUUGCCCAUUACUGGAAACAUUCACUGAUGCUUGAUAUUGGAGAGCACCUGACCGUGCCGGAUGAGUUUUCUGAGCGGGAGCGGAGGGCAGGACUGGUCUGGAGGCAGCUGGUUGCUGGAGCGAUGGCUGGAGCUGUAUCAAGGACAGGAACAGCCCCACUGGACAGACUUAAGGUUUUUCUUCAGGUUCAUGGCUCUGGAGGGGGUGGCCUGUGGAGUGGACUGCGAGGGAUGGUGCAGGAGGGUGGGCUCAGGUCGUUAUGGAGGGGAAAUGGCAUCAAUGUUCUGAAAAUUGCUCCUGAGUCUGCUAUCAAAUUCAUGGCUUAUGAACAGAUAAAGUGGCUGAUUCGUGGCUGUAAAGAUGGCGGCAGUUUAAGGGUGCAGGAGAGGUUUGUUGCUGGAUCACUUGCUGGAGCCACUGCUCAAACCAUCAUCUAUCCAAUGGAGGUUCUAAAGACUCGCCUCACUCUGAGGAAGACAGGUCAGUACUCAGGGAUGAUGGACUGUGCACAACAGAUUCUGAGGAAAGAGGGCAUUCGGGCAUUCUACAGGGGAUAUGUGCCAAAUACCCUCGGCAUCAUCCCAUAUGCUGGCAUCGACCUGGCAGUCUACGAGACUCUGAAGAAUGCGUGGCUGCAGCGAUACUGCAUGGGAUCUGCAGAUCCCGGUGUUUUGGUGCUUCUCGGCUGUGGGACUGUGUCCAGCACCUGCGGACAGUUAGCCAGUUACCCUCUAGCUCUCAUCCGCACACGAAUGCAGGCCCAGGCCUCAACAGAAGGAGCCCCCAAGUUGACCAUGGUGGGUCAAUUUAAGCAUAUCGUGUCCCAUGAGGGAGUCCCAGGCCUUUACCGGGGCAUCGCCCCCAACUUUCUCAAAGUCAUUCCUGCUGUUAGCAUCUCUUAUGUGGUCUAUGAACAUAUGAAGAAAGCUCUGGGAGUGGGUUCGUAGAGCCAGUCAGCAUGCAGUGACCGUGGAACAAAAGCGGAGAAAAAAUGGGACAGGCUUUAAAUGCCUUUUCACAGACGAGUGAACCAAGGAGGUCGGCUAGAGCCAUAUGGAGAAUACACAUUGCAGCUCUAGGCAAUGAAGAAACGGGAGAAAUGACUGAAGCAUGAAAACACACUGGAGAUUUUAUACAAACCUGGCUAUUUUUAUUCUGAUCAGAUCGAGAGGUGGUGGUAUGAUGUUUUAACCUCAUUUUAACAUGCUUACUAAGUUACGCUGUCUCUAAAAGCUGGCCUUAACAAAUAAAAAAAGCUGUCAUUGUAAAAUGCCAAUAAUCUGAAAUCCAAUCUCAAUUCAAAGUAAGGCACUAAUGGAUUACUUUCCAGUCUAAAUAAACAACGCAAAUCAAUUUUUAACACUAAAUAAGCAGUUACUAAUCUAAAUUCUAAAAUCUUAUUUGAGUUUUAUUUUGAACCUAAACUAAGAGAGUUAAUUAUUUGAAUUCUGGUCUGAAUCUAAAAUAAUCUGUUAAUGUGUUAAUUUAAAUUACUCUGUUGAUCGUUUGAAUUUAAAAUAAUAUAUUAAGAAUUUAAAUUCCAGUGUAAAUGUCUGAAUCUGAAAUUAGCUGUGAACGACCUGAAUCCUUGUUUAACUCUACAGCCGAGCUGAAGACGCACUGUGAAUACAGAUUUUUUGCAGUAUUAUCAGUGCCUCCUUUUCACACAGUUGAUUUAACCAUUGAGGCUGUUAGGGUUAAUACAUUAUAAACACUUCAGGUCAGUUUCCCGGACAGGGAUUAAGCCAUGGUUUAGACUGUAUUUCUUUUCAAAGGAAAAUCUUCAUUUUAAAUGCUGUGUGGUUGAAGGCAAGGCUUAAUCUCUGUGUGGGAAAAUGCCUAUUUAUCUUACAGUGUAGAUGCUGGCAUCUACACCAGUAUGGGGACCGCACAGAGACAUUAGGAACAUAUUCCUUUUUUCCUUUUAGUUGGCAGCUAGAUGAUAAUAACCAGGGUGUAUUUAACAUGUAUUUACUAAUUGUAUAUUUAUAUAUUUACUAAAACUGCUGACUACUGACUUGACUUGUAUUAACAAGUUCAGAGGAAUAUUUUUAUAAGUCUCAAUGUGAGUUUUAAAGAUAUUUAUAGAAUAAGUGUGUAAAUAAACCAAUUUGAAUGUCUGAUGGUUUUGCACUUUAGAGGUACUGUACAGUAUUUAGCUUUAAACUGUCAUUGCCUUGAGCCGCUAACUAAUGCAGUAAGUGAGUAGGGGGUUUUAUAGAGGGAAUAAUUAUUGAUAUUUGCACUGGAUUGUGUGUAUAAUAAUGCAGAUGCUCAUUAUGGUGAAUGCUGAGCAUGUAAAUGGUAGUCAGUGUUUCAGUGUAGUUGAUGUUGGACCUGCAGGAGGUGCUUAAUUUUUAAUGAAGUUUUAUCCCAAUUUUACAAACUGUGUUUAAUACUAAGUUAACGUUCCAUACUAUAACACAUGCUCAGUUGAGUUUAUUCAGAUUAUGGAAUAAUUGCCUUUUUCAGUUUUGUUUUAUUUGUAUGCUCUUAUAUUGUAACAUUUAUUGUCUCAAGGCAGCUUUUUAAUAUUGCAGGUGCAGCACUGGGAAAUCAUAUUAUGAUUUAGUUACAUUUACUAGCAAGCUUAUAUACUAGGAAUGCUCUGAAUAUAAUGCGACACAAUUAUUCAGCCAAAAGUGGCAACAUUUCUAAUUUUAAGUUGUUUAAUUUUUUUUUUUUUAAGGAGGAUGUACAUUUAUUUAGGCUAUGUAACGCAUGUGGCAAAAUGAAUGAAAACUUGUUUUUGUGUUUGAUAUUCAAUAGGCAUCUUAAUGUUUUAUUUGGUUCAGUUUGGCCAAAAAUAUUUUUUUUCGGUGCAUCCCUUGUAAAUACAGGGAAUACCUUUGUUUUCCUAUUUUAAUUUAAUUAUAAUACAUAAUAUAUAAUUACUAUUAUGCAAAAUGUCAUGUCUCCAUACUGUGCAUACUAGAUGCUAUUAAUAUACUAAAUAUAUUGUACAUAUGCCCAUUUAUAAGGUGCAUAUACUAAAACAGCUUUUAGAGCUCUGCAGUGUGGGUUUAUGGACUUA
Astyanax mexicanus (Mexican tetra) is the source of this 4315-nucleotide messenger RNA. RefSeq names its product solute carrier family 25 member 23b (gene slc25a23b). The transcript has 10 exons. Gene Ontology annotation, biological process: transmembrane transport. Gene Ontology annotation, molecular function: ATP transmembrane transporter activity; calcium ion binding. The record is from RefSeq and is a predicted model, not a curated record. Bases 1077 to 2228 code for a protein of 383 amino acids. NCBI's taxonomy places the organism in Eukaryota, Metazoa, Chordata, Actinopteri, Characiformes, Acestrorhamphidae.